This is a messenger RNA of Notolabrus celidotus (New Zealand spotty), 1530 nucleotides long. It is a transcript of the gene cfap96, whose product is annotated as chromosome 8 C4orf47 homolog. The transcript is spliced from 8 exons. The record is from RefSeq and is a predicted model, not a curated record. Gene Ontology annotation, cellular component: centrosome. NCBI's taxonomy places the organism in Eukaryota, Metazoa, Chordata, Actinopteri, Labriformes, Labridae. The coding region runs from base 87 to 1025 and encodes 312 amino acids.
AAGGUAACUGACCUGUACACACAGUUCACUGUGUAGGGGCCUUUCAAUAGUUCUUAACUGCUGCACCUCCACCACAGCCUGUAAAGAUGGUAUCAGGUGAGAGGAAGUCUGACAUGGAGCGUCUUGGUGUGUUUAAAGAGAUGAGCUACAUCUCUAUAGGAGACAAGUACACUCCUCUCUUCAACCGUCCCUUCAACGAGUCAGCCUAUAGUAGCCGCCAGAUGCAAGCGGGUGUCGCUAAACAACGCUGUGCUCUGCAAGGCGGCUUCUUCGAAAAGUCCUUCAAUCGCAUAUUUGAGCGCGAGGCCCUGAGUGACCCGUUGAAAGCGGCCCGACAGGACCGCAUCCAGCAGACCAAAAAGAACCUGGGAAAGGCUUUCCUGCCUUCUAACAGCAUCAAGAAGCCGUGUGGUUCAGGUAGUUACUAUGGGACUUUGUCAGGACCAGUUGAAGCCAUGAGUCCACUGAGAGUCCCUCAGAAAGCCCGUCCUUCACCUGGACGCAACAUCCUCACCUCACCUCCCAAAAAAGGCAGUGGUUACAGUUAUCCCAAUGUGACACUGUCCAAAAUCGAGCCGUAUGCCUCAGACCCCUACGACAGAGACAAAGAAGUACUAAAGAGGGAGGCAGCAAUCCAUCGCUCCAAGCUGAGAGAUGGUCCAUUCAGGCUCAACCUCCACCCCAAAGAUUAUUUCCAACGCAACCCAUACCGCAGUGACAAGCCCCUACCACCAGCCCAUAAGCCCCUCCCACCUGCACAGAAAGUCCAUCCAGUUCCCUUCAAGCCUACAUCCCCCAGCAAAAAGAUUGGAGGACUGAAGGCGGGGACAUUUGAUCCUUACCCAACUCACUCUACUGAUCCAUAUGUCAUCCGACGCUCCAAACCACCCAAUCACGAGCCAGUGUUCCGUCCUGCUCCUGGUCCUAAAAGCACACCUGUCAAGAGUAUCAUCACAGUCAAUGUUAACAGGAGUGUUCAUUCUGCAAACUACACUUCAACCAUUCCAGCUGUGAUGACCCUCUGACUGCCUUGUCCUUACCACAGCAGCUAGGGAUUUACCUGCAAAGUACUUAUUUAGACUAUAAUUAUUCAGAAUGAUUCAGAAUUCAUAUAUACUUCAGUUGUAAUCGAUGUAUCACAGAGACUGUACUUCUAGCUUGAUCCACCAGACAGUUUAAAACUGAAGAAGCCUUUUGGAACGAGAGGUGAAAUUUUUACAACAAGUCCAAGUCAAGUCCAGCUGUCUUGUUGGAUCAAGCUUCAGAAGUUCAAAUGUAGUUUAUUUAAGUUUAAGUUACUUCCUGGUCUGUAUCAAGAUGAAGUUAUUUUAAGUCUUUAUGAAAAAGAAGUAUUACUCAUUAUCAGCACAGCAGCCUGUCUGUGCAGUUUGUAGUUAUUUUCUUGAAGAAAAUCAUAUGAUGUUGUUAAGCCUGCGAACUGACACUGGAACGUAUGUGCAAGCUAUUUCAUGAAACUAAGUGACACAAAACUUGAUGUGCAAAUACAUUUAAAAAGACUUGAUGAAAUCA